AUGAAGACGAAUGCAUUGUAUAUAUUCGGCAUAUUACUCUUGAAUCUGAUCAAUUCACGCAAUACCUUAGCAAAGCCAGUGCAAAACUCUAGAUCGAAACGAUUCACAACAUCUGUGGUCAAAUCAGAACGAGAUGCUUAUGGAUACCUCGCCAAAUAUGGCUACAAUCCAUGUGAAAAUGAAUCUAAACCAAACGGAACCAAUAGUGAAACAUUUUGUCGACAAGUCGCUUUAAAGACAAUGCUGAAAGAUUUUCAAGCUCAAAACGGACUACCCAAAACUGGAACACUUAGCGCGAGCGUAAAAAAAUUGAUGAAUACUCCUCGAUGUGGUGUGAGAGACAUGCCACGUGCCUUUAAAACUGCAAAGUCAUGGACAAAGACUUGUUUUACGUGGAAUUUAAGAAAUGGAACUCUUCCAUCGCUUGGACUAACCAAAAUUCGUCAACAAAUUCGGCAAUCAUUCCAGGACUGGGCUACGCAUUCACUGUUGACAUUCAAAGAAGUAUCAGAAAAUGAGAAAGCUGACUUGUAUUUGGCAUUUACGAACCAAAAUAAUGAUAGUAAUUUUGACGGACCAGGCAAAACUUUGGCUUACGCUUCUUUUUUAACCGUAGGAGAGAUCCGAUUUGAUGCUACGGAACCGUGGACAGAAAAAUAUGAUGAUGAUGACAUCAAUCUUCGUCUUGUAGCUACCCAUCAAAUAGGACAUGUUCUUGGAUUAGGUCAUUCUUAUGGUCUAUUAUCAAUAAUGAAUCCAUAUUAUCUACCCAUGCGAUCGGAAGACAUGCUUCCAGAAGAUGAUCGUCAUGAUAUUCAAGCACUGUACGGACCUAGGUUUCCACCGAGUAGUGGUGAGUAG
Adineta steineri is the source of this 861-nucleotide messenger RNA. The record is from the annotation of a GenBank genome assembly. NCBI's taxonomy places the organism in Eukaryota, Metazoa, Rotifera, Eurotatoria, Adinetida, Adinetidae.